CGAAUCCGGUUAUAAUCUCAGAUUACAGCUUGGUUCGACUCAUGCACCUUCCAGCAUUGGACAAAAGGCAAAAUGAAAUGGACAUCGAUCGAGCCUUGCAGCUGUAUCGGGAAUUGAACCCAUCCUCCGAUUCAGACAACGAACGACUAUUACGAAUCGCCUACGAUCGUUAUUUAGAUCAGUUCCAGGAAUUCAUGCAAAUGGCUGUUGACAACGAUGAGAAUGAUACCUUGGAAGGCAUUGUGGAAAAGGUCCUUCAAAUGACGAGAGAGAUUCAAUUCAAAGAAUGGGGUGAAAACAUCAAACUGAACCAACUGCCAGCCAUGCUGGCAGGACUAGCUGCCGUGUGGUCAAUUCUGGUGUCCAAGGAUGUCUCCGGUACGGGGAAAUACCUCAGCCCACAUUGCAUUCAAGUAAUUUGUCUGCUAAGAUUGCUAAGCGCCGACCGAGUUGAGCUUGGCGUUGCGAAACAUUUGGCUCAAGUACUCACCGGUCAGGGAAAGUCGUUGAUCCUCGCCCUGUGUGCGGCUCUGUUGGCAUUUAUGGGUCACGACGUGCUUGUCGUUUGCUACAACCGCUAUCUGCUCGAGAGGGAUGCUGCUGAUUUCAAGCAACUGUUCUCCAUUUUCGGAGUUGCCGAACGCAUCCAGUAUGGUACGUUUGAGGAUCUUGCCAAUUCCGUGCUGACUUCCAGCGUUGACGGACAACGAAUUGGUCUGCGAGAAAUGGUCACAGAUUUAAUAUCGCAAGAUGAAAUGAACCAUAAAGCGACAGCCAAAGUUAAGUCAAAACAUAACAUGGUUCUACUGAUGGAUGAAGUGGACGUGUUUUUCACCAAUGAAUUCUACGGAAACGAUUACUAUCCCGUGGCAAAUCCUAUGAUAACCGGAUUGGGAAGAAUACAGCAGGAAAUUUGGAAGGCGGUUAGUGAAAAAUGCUACGACCUAAAAGUGCUAACCACGCGCAUCAUGAAGUAUAUAAAAUCAUUUGUAAACUACGAAGUAUUCGAAGAGUUCUUAGCUGCGAGCAACCGAUAUAAUUUAUUAGUGCAUCAGAAUGUUUCAGACAUUUUUGGAGUAGAAAAACCAACAUGGAAGCUAAAAAGUUACACCAACCGAACGCUUUUCGACGAACACCUACAGUGUAUGCUGCAGUGCGCGAUCGAGGUUCACCGUGAGCCAAAAUCACGUUGGGCCAACUACCAGCUGAGCCCACGGAACACAAUCGCCUUCAAAUAUCUGGGAGAAUAUACGAACCACCGUAGAGAAAGCUACUACAAUACAUUCAACUACUUCCGGCUGAAGAAAGGUGACUUCUGCUCGGAGAUCAACGGGGAACUAAACUACGGCUAUCUGAACAUCGAUUGUGGUUCUCUGUCGUACGCCAUGCUUCCGAAAAGUUUCGCACUUAUUUUGGGUGUAUCUGGAACGUUGACAACGCUGAGCGAACCGCAACAAAAAACUAUCAAGGAACUGUAUGAUAUUGGUCAAAAGAGCGUCCUUCCGACCUUUUUCGGUUGUUCAAACCUCUGCUAUGACGCCUCCGGCGACUUCUACCACCUACCAACCGCAGGGGACUGGAUGGAAUGUAUCUGCAGCCAUACCCAGGAAGUGGUGGCUUCCAAGCGUGCCGUAAUUACAUUCUUCUCGACCGAAGAAGAGCUGCACAAGUUCAAGUGCAAUUAUUCCGGUCGUUUCGACAGACUGAAUGUUUUGACAGAAAAUACCGAAAAAACCAUCAAGCGGCAGUACAUCAACGAAGCAGGCAUCCCGAGAACGGUUACCUUGGCAACGCGCGGUAUGGGACGCGGUGUUGACUACAAGUCCAGUGUUGCCGUAGAACGCAACGGUGGGGUUCACGUGAUUCAGACCUUUUUCUCGUUGGAUAUUCGGGAGGAAACGCAGAUUCGGGGUCGAACGGCCCGGAAAGACAACAAGGGCUGCUACGAACUGGUGGUAUGCGAUAGUGAUUUAAAAAACAGUGCACUGCUGACGAAAGAUGAGCAAAUCUCGUACGACAAACUAAACGAAAAUCGUGCCAAGCUGCUGCUCGAGGGAAAUGGUAAAACCUACAAGGCCAUUAAGCAGGCAUCGGCGAAGCACGAGAUUACGAUGACAUAUUUACAGUCGCUGUUUGAUUAAUUUAAGUUUUUUGAACAUAUAGUAUAUUAUUUUUGUAGCAAUCAAGAUAAAAUAUAAUAAAUAAA
Messenger RNA from Sabethes cyaneus, 2206 nucleotides. RefSeq names its product protein translocase subunit SecA-like. Gene Ontology annotation, cellular component: membrane. NCBI's taxonomy places the organism in Eukaryota, Metazoa, Arthropoda, Insecta, Diptera, Culicidae. The record is from RefSeq and is a predicted model, not a curated record. Gene Ontology annotation, biological process: protein targeting; protein import. The transcript has 2 exons. Gene Ontology annotation, molecular function: ABC-type protein transporter activity; ATP binding. The coding region runs from base 42 to 2141 and encodes 699 amino acids.